This is a messenger RNA of Microtus ochrogaster (prairie vole), 8647 nucleotides long. It is a transcript of the gene Znf618, whose product is annotated as zinc finger protein 618. The transcript has 15 exons. The record is from RefSeq and is a predicted model, not a curated record. Lineage: Eukaryota; Metazoa; Chordata; Mammalia; Rodentia; Cricetidae. Bases 1 to 2955 code for a protein of 984 amino acids.
AUGGGGGACGGCAAAGUCAACAACCUAAUUAUACCAGUACAAAACUGCACCGUGCCGGGGCCUGUCCUGGUGCCAUCUUGGAAAUGCCCACUCUCAGAUGGUGGCCCCUCCAUCUUCAUGGAGGCUGACGGAGCCAGUGCAGCUGGAAGGAAAAGCACGGUUAGCAGGGAGCGCUUGAAGCGCAGUCAGAAGAACGCCAAGGUGGAGGGCCCGGAGCCAGUGCCUGCUGAGACCUCGGUGAGUGCCGAGCAGGGGACGAUGACGGAGGUGAAGGUGAAAACAGAACUAGCAGACGACUACAUCCAGGAGGUCAUCUGGCAGGGCGAGGCCAAGGAGGAGAAGAAGGCAGCUGGCAAGGACGGAGCUGGUGAUGUGCCUGCUGAAAUCUGUGUGGUGAUUGGUGGUGUCCGCAACCAGCAGACCCUUGAUGGAAAAGCUCCAGAAGGCAGCCCCCACGGUGGAUCUAUUCGGAGCCGGUAUUCAGGGACCUGGAUUUUUGACCAAGCUUUGAGAUGUGCAUCUGGGUCCUAUGAAUGCGGCAUCUGCGGCAAGAAGUACAAGUACUACAACUGCUUCCAGACCCACGUGCGGGCGCACCGAGAUACCGAAGCCACCUCAGGGGAGGGCGCCUCCCAGAGCAACAAUUUCAGGUACACGUGUGACAUCUGUGGGAAGAAAUACAAAUACUACAGCUGCUUCCAGGAGCACCGAGACCUUCACGCUGUGGAUGUGUUCAGUGUGGAAGGGGCUCCCGAGAAUCGGGCAGACCCCUUUGACCAAGGUGUUGUGGCCUCGGAUGAGGUGAAGGAGGAGCCUCCGGAGCCUUUCCAGAAAAUUGGACCAAAAACCGGCAAUUACACGUGUGAGUUCUGUGGAAAGCAGUACAAGUACUACACGCCCUACCAGGAGCACGUGGCCUUACAUGCCCCCAUCAGUACCGCCCCCGGGUGGGAGCCUCCAGAAGAUCCAGACACUGGUUCUGAGUGUUCCCAUCCAGAGGUCACCUCUUCUCCACGCUUCGUGGCGGCGAAGACCCAGACGAACCAGUCAGGGAAGAAAGCUCCAGCCUCCGUGGUCCGAUGCACCACCCUCUUACACCGUACCCCUCCAGCUACCCAAACUCAAACAUUUCGAACUCCAAACUCGGGGUCUCCAGCAAGCAAGGCAACUGCAGCAGAAAGCACCUUCAGUCGGCGGGUAGAAGGCAAAGCACAGAACCACUUUGAAGAGACCAACAGCAGCUCACAGAAUUCUAGCGAACCCUACACAUGCGGUGCCUGCGGUAUCCAGUUCCAGUUCUAUAGCAACCUGCUGGAGCACAUGCAGUCCCAUGCAGCGGACAGUGAGAACAACAUGGCCUCCAGCCAGUCCCGAUCUCCACCCGCUGCGGUGGAGGAGAAGUGGAAACCUCAGGCCCAGAGGAACAGUGCCAACCACACCACAACUAGUGGUUUGACACCCAACAGUGUAAUCCCUGAAAAGGAGCGGCAGAACAUUGCAGAACGGCUUCUGCGGGUCAUGUGCGCUGACCUGGGUGCCCUGAGCGUGGUCAGUGGGAAGGAGUUCCUCAAGUUGGCCCAAACCCUGGUAGACAGUGGCGCCCGCUAUGGAGCCUUCUCAGUCACCGAGAUCCUGGGCAACUUUAACACUCUAGCACUGAAGCACCUGCCACGCAUGUACAACCAGGUGAAGGUGAAGGUGACAUGCGCCCUGGGCAGCAAUGCCUGCCUGGGCAUUGGUGUCACAUGCCACUCCCAGAGUGUGGGCCCUGACUCCUGCUACAUCCUUACGGCCUACCAGGCUGAGGGCAACCACAUCAAGAGUUAUGUGCUAGGCGUGAAGGGUGCGGACAUUCGUGACAGCGGUGACUUGGUGCAUCAUUGGGUGCAGAACGUGCUGUCAGAGUUUGUGAUGUCAGAGAUCCGGACUGUGUAUGUGACGGACUGCCGGGUGAGCACAUCUGCCUUCUCCAAGGCUGGCAUGUGCCUUCGCUGCUCAGCCUGUGCCUUGAACUCAGUGGUGCAGAGUGUGCUGAGCAAGCGGACACUGCAGGCCCGCAGCAUGCAUGAGGUCAUUGAGCUGCUCAAUGUGUGUGAGGACUUAGCAGGCUCCACGGGCCUGGCCAAGGAGACCUUUGGCUCUCUGGAGGAGACAUCACCCCCACCCUGCUGGAACUCAGUAACAGACUCUCUGCUUCUGGUCCACGAGCGCUAUGAGCAGAUCUGUGAGUUCUAUAGCCGUGCCAAGAAGAUGAACCUCAUCCAGAGCCUCAACAAGCACUUGUUGAGCAACCUGGCCGCCAUCCUGACACCUGUGAAGCAGGCAGUCAUCGAGCUCAGCAAUGAGAGCCAGCCCACCCUGCAGCUGGUGCUGCCCACCUAUGUCCGGCUGGAGAAGCUCUUCACAGCCAAAGCCAAUGACGCGGGCACCGUCAGCAAGCUUUGCCAUCUCUUUCUAGAAGCUCUCAAGGAGAACUUCAAGGUGCACCCAGCCCACAAGGUGGCCAUGAUUCUGGAUCCCCAGCAGAAACUGCGGCCAGUGCCACCCUACCAGCACGAGGAGAUCAUCAGCAAGGUGUGUGAGCUCAUCCAUGAGGUGAAGGAGUCCUGGGCCGAGGAGGCCGACUUUGAGCCUGCCUCCAAGAAGGCACGCUCAGCUGCGGGCGAGCACCCCACAACUCAGGAGGAUGACCGGCUGGGCAAGAAUGAAGUGUAUGACUACCUUCAGGAACCUCUCUUCCAGGCCACUCCUGAUCUCUUCCAGUACUGGUCAUGUGUGACCCAAAAGCACACGAAACUCGCCAAGCUCGCAUUCUGGCUCCUGGCUGUUCCUGCUGUGGGGGCUCGAAGCGGGUGUGUAAAUAUGUGUGAGCAAGCACUUCUGAUUAAAAGGAGGAGGCUGCUUAGUCCAGAAGACAUGAACAAGCUCAUGUUUCUGAAAUCUAACAUGCUUUAAGACUCGACUUUGGGGAAAACAAACAAAAGACAAAAGAUGAAAAGACAAACAUUAGGAAAACACACACACAAUACUGUCACAAAGAAAUUUAAGUUCUAAACACUGUGGAACCUCAUUGUAAAUGCCCCUGGAAACUUAAGUGCUUUUUUUAGUGUAUGUGUGUGUGUGCGUGUGUGUGUGCACGUGUCCACACCCACACAUGUGACAUUGCAUGGGUAAAGGGUGUGGGGAGCUCAUGCUUCAGUGCACAGGCAGAGCACACACACACACACACACACACACACACACACACACACAAACCUGGUGUGUGUGCACACACCUGUUCUCGGGCGUGUGUGCAUUGAGCUGGGUGUGUCAGGAAAGCCGAGAGACUGGGAAAGCAGAUGGUUUCACUUUCCUCGGGCAGGGGCUCAAAGGACUCCAUUUUCAGGUGUGCAGAGUGGGAGAAGCUGAGAUUGUGAAAUAUUCAGGCAGCUGAGUGGCUUGAAGUCCCCUCCCCAUCUCCAGCCCUUCCUUUGCAUUCCUCCGACCCCUGAACCCGUGGCCCCCUCCUCUGCCACAGCUGCUCAUCAGAUGGACAGUUUCUGCACUGGACUUCCUUGUUUCACCUUCAGGGCAUUAAGCUGCUGUACCUGUGACCUCCCCCUGGGAUGUCUGGGGCAGCUGCCUUAGAUACACACUAUCUCCCCAAGUCAGGAAAGGAGACUUGAAAAAUAGAAAACUGAUGUUUUACUUUUUAAUAUAAGAGAGAGAAAAAAAAGACAUUUUUUUUCCAGAGAUGUAUAGCUGACUCUACAUGCAAGGUUUUUUGUUUUUUUUUCCUCCAAUGCAAUUUCUUAUCUCUGGGGAUUCAGUUUCUUUUCACUUUUGAUUUAGACUGCUGGGAGGCGCUGAAUGUUGUAGCUUAUGUUCUGCAGUUUUGUUUUGUUUGGUUUACUUGCCCUUUUUUGAUGACAAGUCACACUGUAAACCAAGCUCGUCUCAGAGGCGGUGAUCAGGACGCACAUGGCAGCAGUCAAGCAUAUGGCUGUGCAUCUGGGGUAGGGAGUUGAGAGGAGUCAUGGUUCCUUGGCUGUGGCUUUGGUGGAAGCCAUAGUGGGCAGCAUGUGGCUUUAGGGGUCCUGAAUGUCAGCAGGAGGCCACUGCCUGGUUUCUGCCUGUGGUAGUGUGCAUGUCAACCUCUUGAAUGUUCACCUCCAUAUGACUCACCACAUCCUAACCUCCAGCUCUUCAGGGACCGUCAUAUACUCCACAUCUGUGUCUGCCAGACCUACAGUCUCUCUCCCUCUCUCCCCUGGGAGUCUGUAGCCCUCAGAGGUCUCCACAGGCACCGCAGACCUGCAGUCAGGGCAUUGGUGUGGCACAGUACGUGGCUGGUUGAACACUUGGCAUCCUGUGGGCAUGAGCUUAACUGAACGCUGUGAAAGGGGUUGUUAGCCCUUGCUGCUGAUUCCCCCUGGGUGGGAACUCGUGUUCUACACAGUCCAGAUGCUAAGAGGGGACAGAUGAGCACAACCUCCCCAUAAAUAAAGAACUUGGUGUCCCUGGUCCUCUGGCGACCACAGCUGUGGGAUGGGCUUGCAUGCACAUCAGGCUGAGAACGGCCACCCCUGUUGGUUAUUUGCAAAAGCACCUCUACCACUUGGGGCUUGGACUGGCCCCCUCUUCCCAGUCCUAAAGCAUUACUCAACUGAAAGAUACCUCGACUUCAAAAGCACUGUACCCAGAGUGUCUCCAGAUCCCCAACAAGAGGGGUGAAGAUGGUUUAAAAACUCAAAGGCUUCUUGUUACGUUCCAGGUUCCAAAACACUGUCCUUGAGGAGUAAGCCUGCACUCUUUGCCUCAGCAGACUGCCCAAGCUAUCCUGCUGAUACUCAGAUUCACAAUAGAGCAGAGAAGACUGUCCAGUUCACUCCAGCUUUGAUCUCAGGAACCUCCACACAGUCUCUACUCCAGGGCAAGUUCUGGGCGAUUCCAUCACAAUGUCUUCAAUUUGGGUCUUAGCAUCAGAGGAACCUCUGUUCACAGUGGAGAAAUCCAGACAGGAACGAAUGUCACUCCCUGAAGAAUGUAGGAAUGUCUUCAGACUUAGGACAUUCCAGAAGGUGGGCUCUGGUUGGCUAAUGGUGUACGCCUCCAAUCUCCCUCAGCUAUUGGGAAAGGGGCCACAACCUGACACUUGUAGGCACACUGGAAGCGGAGUGCUCAGUGCAGUCAGUGAGAGCCUAAGCUGGGCUGAGCUGCUGUUGCUGGCUCACAUCAGCCAAGCCCGUAUGUGCUGGGCUGAGCUGCUGUUGCUGGCUCACAUCAGCCAAGCCAGCAUGUGCAUUUCAGGCAUUCUUUUUGAAGCAUGGAAUAUUUGCCCUCCAGAAAGAAAAUUGGUGUUAAACUCCAGGCAUCUGGUCAAAGGCCGUCACUUCCUGUCCAGUUCCUUCGCACUUAGACCCUGGACUUUGAUCUCCUCCGUAGGUCCAAUACGAGCCCCAAUCAAUCCUCAGAACCUGUCUCCCAGGCCGCCUAGUCCUCACAGAUUAUAAAGUGGCAGGCUGUCAAUCAUUUCUCUCUAGUUUCAACCAGAAAGACUGUGCCUAUCACACGGUGCACAUCCUGCAACCAACAGCUCAUAAAUCCCAAAGAUCUCCCGGGUUCAUCCACAGGCUCCCGCAGCAGCAAUAGCCACCUUACCAAAUUCUAGUUCAGCCAAAGCACUAAGAUAGGCUCUUCCAGUUUGUCUCCAAUUGCCUGGGCUGGCCCUGACCUUCAGAAAGGUCUUUGUCAUCUGCCUUCUCGUUCUGUGACCACUAAAGUUCUGCACCAUAAGCUUUGGGGGACUGGGAGGCCAGGAAGCUGGGCCAUUUCUAUCUCUGUUCUCAUAGCUUACCUUGAGCUGUGUGAUUCCCUGGCCGAAAAUUGUCUUUGCUUUGACAUCUGUGAACCCAAACAUGGAAGUAGAGAAGAUGAACAUCCAUUAGCAAUGUUCUCUGCAAAGUUGAGGUCACUCAUGAAGCCCAAGCCAGGGACUGUGACUUGUUUGCCUGGUGGCUCACCGCUCAAGAGGUUUCAGGUCUGUGAGGGGCGAUUGUACAUGGAAGCCCUUGUUCUUAGCGUGGCUGUGUUCCCAGGACCCAAGUCUACCUGCCAGGCCUCCUUUGCAUGGCAUAUUCAGCAACCAGAAACAAGACGGGUGCUUCCCGAGCACAACUGUCUGCAUUUCAUCCCUAGGGAUUGCCUGCACAGAAGUCUUGUGCUACAGCACCAAUGAUGUCACCAUCCCACUUGAGGACUUCGUGUUUGGCAUGGUGGGGCAGGCUUGCUCUUGGCCGGGGAAAGGUGCCCGUUUCCUGGUGGGAACGGCAACCGGUGAGAGUGAUGAGAGCCCAGCUUGAGGUUUUAGGACGGUCCUGACCCCUGCUGUGCAGGCUGGCCAAGAGUCUUCAUUUCACUUUGACAGAUAUAUCUCCUGCACUUUGAAGACAUUGAAGAAUUCUACACGGCAUGUUUUCCACUGUGAAGCUGAAGCUCUGCCAUUGGAGCCCACUUUUGAGCAAGGUCCCCUAUUUUCCUGGCCACAGGCUAGACUGCCCAAGAAGAGCAGCACCUGAGGAGAGUCUGGGCACUGUCUGUACUCACUCUGAGGACACAGGGUCACCAGGAAGGAUCAAAGCUGGUGUGUAGGUGAAAAAAGACCCUGUGGGAUGCCACCCCAGACCUUAUGCCAUGCUUCAAGAGAAGCGCAUAGGGCACUCCUUACCGCAUAAGCUGUGCCAAGCCCCCAGCUUCCUGGCCUUGGCAGUGGCGUGACACUAUUGUGUCUGGAAUAUAUCUAGAGGAAGGCUUCUGGGGGCAGAACCAAGAGACUAAGGCUCAGGCUAUACCCUGGAAACAGUGCUCAGGGGCUCCUGUCCCCAGGGCAGUGGGAGAGCUGGCAAGGAGGUUGGCCCUUCCCUUCACUGUGGCUAACGUUUGCUAGGCCAGUUAUGGUGAACCAAUGAUACAGUGUUUCCUCUUACAUUUCCCUCCUGUCUCCCCUUUACAGGGUCUAGGGGGGGGAUUUAUGGCUGUGGUUGUUUUUCUUCCUAUCUCAUUUGGGUCUGAGGAUGGCAGUCUAGAGAGCCCAGGCUUUGACCAAGGGAAACUGUGGUCUCUGAGGUUUCACAUGGAAGAGGGUGGCACCUUCAAGGUUCUAUUUCCAUAUGGGAAAUUGACUAGGCUUGGAGUUGGCAUUAGCAUCAUGGCCCACCAAGGUCCUACCCACCCAAGCUUCCCAUUGGGAAACCUUGACUCUUUGAACCAAAGUUCCUUAAAGGGGCACAGCCCAGCCUUGUCCUUCGGAGCCUGAAUUUGCAUAUCAGCUGGAAGGAAGAAUCCUCCCAAAGGCUCUCCUAGGACCCUUCUCCCACCCAGUCAGGGUGGGUGGUUUCCUCAACAGGGCUCAAGCUUGUGACCAGAUGUAGGCUGGGUCUGGCCAGCCAGGAAAGAACCAAGAGCCAUGUGGCAGGGCCUUCUGGGCCCCCAGCAUCAGGAAACCAUUUUGUACAACAACCUGGAGCAGAGAUAUUUUUAAGAGGCAUGAGUUAUUUUUAGUUGUCUCCUGAUCCUGUCUUUUUCCUUUCCCCCACAACUUCACGUGGAUGAUCCGUUCACAUCAGGUAAAUCUUGAGAACGCCUUGGUGCCCCCAUCCUCCUGCCCCCCAACUCAGUGACCACAUGUGUGCGUCCCCAUCCUGUCUCAGUAGUAAUGACGUUCUAGGCAAUACCAUAGACACAUCCGUGUCUCGCUUUGAGUGCAAGAAACUCAAGUCAUCUUUAAAAAAAAUUAAAAACACAAAAAAAUUACAAAAAAAAGCAAACACACACACAAAAAAAUAUCUUUUUUAGGCCAGAGUUUUCUACAGGUAUUAAUGAAUAUUUUUCUUAAUCCUUAUAAGUUUUAUGUGUUUAAUAUUUCUUAAUACCAGUAGCAUUAAUUUAUACUUUUGUAGCAACAUAAUAUUUUUAUAAACAGCCAGUGCUUGGCUUAAGUCUUCACGGGGGUUUGUGCAGGGCUAUCUUAGGGACCCUGUGUACCAUGUACUGUAUUUAAGAGUUACCUAGUGUCGCACUUGCUGUGUUAAUUAACAAAGAUGUCGUUGGUGGUCUCCUGUCCCAUGGCGUGGUUCCCGCAGUCCUUCAAGGAGCCACAUUGCAUGGAGUUGAGUUGCCAGUUCUGGUGAUACAUAAACUCCCAAGUCAAACUUGUGGGUUUAUUUAGGGUUUUCUGUGCGUCCUUUUGGGGUGUUUUGCUUUUGGUUUGGAUACUGUUUCUCCAUUUUACAGCCAAAUAGGUUUCAUGCUGUUUAAAAAUUUUACUGAUGUUAAAUGGAGGAAAGGAACAGAAAAAUUUUAAAAAGAGAGAUUUUUACAAAGUAAUAAAAUUUAAAACUGAGCUGUUUCAAUGUUGCUGUUUUUACCUGUCUGUUCUCAUUCAAAAUGGAGUGUUCCCAUGGAGAAGUGGAAGGUUCCACUGGGUUCCUUAAGUCACCAAAAGCCCUAGCCCAAGAUUCAGUUUCUCCCCCGACCCCCAAACCCAGUUGGUUUAUGCCAAGGCAGAAAGACAUCCUUUCGGUGACUGGAGGACCAGUCGCUGGGCGCGUUCACAGUUCAUGUCAUCAGUGUUGUAUUUAUGGUUUUACAAUAAAACGGCCUCUAGGAA